This is a messenger RNA of Fusarium tjaetaba, 4014 nucleotides long. RefSeq names its product regulatory associated mTOR. The coding region runs from base 1 to 4014 and encodes 1337 amino acids. Gene Ontology annotation, molecular function: protein binding; protein-macromolecule adaptor activity. The record is from RefSeq and is a predicted model, not a curated record. Gene Ontology annotation, biological process: TOR signaling; regulation of autophagy; positive regulation of protein serine/threonine kinase activity. The transcript is spliced from 3 exons. Lineage: Eukaryota; Fungi; Ascomycota; Sordariomycetes; Hypocreales; Nectriaceae. Gene Ontology annotation, cellular component: TORC1 complex; cytoplasm.
AUGAACGGCACCUCUGCGCCUACCGUUGAGCCCAACGGAGCUGCCUCGGCAGCGCGACCCAGGGAGAACGGCCGUUCAACAUCGAAUGAUGCUACCAGGAGCGACGACGACGAUCAACGACCGUUGAGCGCGCCAAACCGGCGCAACGGAAGCAUAGCGCUCGAGACAAAAGACGACAUCGAGCAUCACCAGAAAACGCGGCCUGCCAAGCCAAUGCUCCUCCGGUCGAAGAGUGACUACGCGCCCCGGGCGAUGGAAGAGCCUGAGCCAACAGAAGAUGACAUACCUGAAUGGGGUGCUAGACAUGGGUUCGAGGAUCAUUAUCAAUCGGAGGACAUCAUUUCCCAGCUGGCGAAUCUCAAGACCAACCCAGGUGCGAAGCUCGAGGCAUGGACAGAUCCCACAAUACCUCCCAUACAGAAAGCCCUCGAGAAUAUCGGCAAGUCACUUCAGGCGCAGUACGAGACACUUGCGAUAAGAGCGCGGUACAAACAAUACCUCGAUCCAUCCGUCGAGGAGACAAAGAAAUUCUGCAUCUCAUUACGGAGAAAUGCUAAGGAUGAACGUGUUUUGCUUCACUACAACGGUCACGGCGUGCCCAAGCCAACCGCAUCAGGUGAAAUCUGGGUUUUUAAUAAGAAUUACACUCAAUACAUCCCUGUAUCGCUGUACGACCUGCAACAUUGGCUUCAAGCUCCCACCAUCUUUGUCUGGGAUUGCUCUGAAGCAGGCAACAUUCUCAACAACUACCAUCGAUUUGUUGAGAAGCAUGAAGAAGAGGAGGAGGAGGCCGCAGAGCGCGACCCAAACUACACGAAAACCAAUUUCAGGCCUUAUAUUCAUCUGGCAGCCUGCGCUGUCAAAGAGAAUCUCCCGACAAACCCUCUUUUGCCUGCUGACCUGUUCACAGCUUGCCUCACCACUCCCAUUGAGAUGGCUCUGUGGUUCUUCGUUCUACAGAACCCCCUCAAGACCAACAUCAGCCCAGAGCGGGCAAAAAAACUACCUGGUCGCCUGCAGGAGCGACGAACACCACUGGGAGAACUCAAUUGGAUCUUCACUGCUAUCACAGACAGCAUUGCGUGGACAACACUGCCUCGUGAUCUCUUCCGGAAAUUCUUUCGACAAGACUUGAUGGUGGCGGCGCUGUUCCGCAAUUUUCUUCUUGCCCAACGCGUUAUGACGGUCUAUGGAUGCCACCCUCAGUCUUAUCCUAAGCUACCCGACACCCACCAACAUCCAUUGUGGGAGACCUGGGAUCUAGCCGUUGACAUGGCGUUGGCCCAGCUGCCCAUGCUUGAAAAGAAAGAGAGCGAAGGCUUUGAUUAUGAAUAUCAAAAUUCAACAUUCUUCACAGAACAGCUUACUGCUUUCGAUGUUUAUCUUACGAGAGGUGAUGCGAUGGCUCAAAAGUCACCCGACCAGCUACCGGUUGUGCUCCAGGUACUGCUCAGCCAGCAACAUCGGGUUCGUGCUCUUAUCUUACUCGGCCGGUUUCUUGACCUAGGCCCGUGGUCUGUUCAGCUCGCCCUCAGUAUAGGCAUUUUCCCUUAUGUCCUCAAACUCUUGCAGUCGGCUGCGGCCGAGCUGAAGCCAGUUAUGGUCUUCAUCUGGGCUCGUCUGAUCGCAGUGGACCUUUCUUGCCAGCAGGACCUCAUCAAGGAUAGCGGCUAUAGCUAUUUUGCACAGAUUCUGAAACCCUCCGAAGGAUUGCCUGUUGUUGACAGCGACGAACACAAGGCAAUGUGCGCUUUUAUUCUCGCUAUGCUAUGCAAGGAUUACAAGAAUGGACAAAUGGUCUGUAACCAAACAGAGAUCAUGUCAUAUUGUUUAACUCAUCUUCAAAAUGAGGAGAACCCCCUUCUGCGCCAGUGGGCUUGUCUCUGUAUAAGCCAGCUUUGGCAAGACCUCCCAGAAGCCAAGUGGCGGGGAAUCAGGGAGAAUGCAUAUGUCAAGCUCGCUUAUCUCGUGAGAGAUCCUUGUUGCGAGGUUCGGGCAGCGAUGAUCCAUGCCAUGACUACAUUUUUGGGUAUUCCUGAUCUGACAGAGGAAGUGGCCCGUAUUGAGGAGUCUAUUGCAUGGACGAUACUCGACAUGGGUAAUGAUGGAAGCCCAAUGGUCCGCAAGGAGUUCAUUGUGUUUCUUUCUCAUUUUGCUAUUCGCUUUGAGAGCAAGUUUCUAGUCGCAGCUUACGAACAACUGGUUGAGGAGAAGGAGUAUCUCAUAUUCCCUCCUCAGGAUGACGGCCAGGAACACAAGAUGGGCUUGCAUUACGCAAGACCGGAUAAUCGCAACAAAGAUGGUACCAUCAAGCCAAUGGCCCAUGGUCUAUCUCAUAACACAGUGUAUAUGGCGUUGUGGAAGCUGGCUCUCGUUCUCAGUGUGGAUCCUCAUCCUGAGGUACAGCGCGAAGCGACUAUCGUUGUAGACUUUGUUCACAACGCGCUGCUCAGCUCAAAAGUCGGAGUUCAGACGCAGCUGGUCAUGGCCGAAAUUCGAAAGCGUACGGCAAGGACGGCACACAAGCAUGCUCCGAGUGCAAGCCAGCGAAACAAUUCUCCCGGCACUUCUAACUCGCAGCCUUUGCCCUCACCAGGACUCCUUCGUCGAACUGCGAGCCUGCUUUUUCCAUCACUGGUAACCAACGAGGACAAAUCAAGACCAACGACCCCGACUUUGCCCCGAUCACCAUCUCUGAAACUCACACCGAACCAAAUACCGGUGCCUGCAGAGCAAAACGAUCGACCAUCAUCGCUGGCUCAAUACAAUGUUGCGCAUGAACCCUAUUCAGGCGCAUACAAAGAGCGGGAUCUGAUGAAGCCUCCUGUACUGCCUCUCAAGAGCAAAUUCCUGGAAUGGUCAAUUGAGUAUUUCCGUGAACCACAAAUGAAGCCGAGUGAGGCAGAUGAGCCUGGAAGUACCGAAUACAAUGAGCGUCUUUGGCGAAGAGCUCGGAAUGAAACCAUUUUCAGAGAAACUCAGCCAUUGAAGCAACAAGCGGGAAGUCACAAAUGGAAUAAUCAGCUUGGGAUCAUCAACAAUGGCGCUCAACCCGCUAAGAUGACCUUCCAUCAAUUCGAAGAUCAUCUUGCUGUAGCGGACGAUGGCAACACUGUUUACGUAUGGGACUGGAAGAAGCAAGGACGAUUGAGCCGUUUCAGUAACGGUAAUCCAGAAGGCUCAAAAAUCAGCGACAUGAAGUUCAUCAACGAAGACGACCAGGCGAUGUUACUGACAGGAUCAUCUGACGGUGUGAUCAGAGUUUAUCGCAACUACGAAUCGGAUCGAGCCAUUGAACUUGCAUCAUCCUGGCGUGCCUUGACACACAUGGUCCCUAGUAACGUCAAUUCUGGUAUGGUGUUCGACUGGCAACAAGUCACUGGUCGAGUCCUUGUGGCUGGUGAUGUCCGAGUAAUUCGAGUGUGGUAUGCCGCUUACGAGACGUGUGUCAUGGAUAUUCCAGCACGCUCGGGUUCCUGCGUGACUUCGCUCACAUCCGAUCAAAUGACGGGUAAUAUGUUUGUGGCCGGCUUCGGCGACGGUGCCGUUCGAGUUUUUGACACCAGGAAUCGACCUCAGGAGUCCAUGGUGCGCAAAUGGAAGGAUGAGUCAGAUCGACAAUGGAUCAAGAGCGUGCAUAUGCAGCGCGGCGGGCAACGCGAGCUCCUGAGUGCAAGCAGAAAUGGCAAAGUCAAAAUCUGGGAUAUUCGCAUGGAUAAGCCGCUGCACUCAUUCCAAACGACACGAGACACACUUAGAACAGCCAGCACUCAUGAACAUUUACCAGUUUUUGCAGUGGGUACAUCAGCCCACGCAGUAAAGGUCUUUAAUCUUGAUGGGCAUGAGCUUUCGAAUGUUGAGCCCUAUUCAAGUUUCCUGCAACAGAACCGCAGCUCACCUAUAUCAGCCACUGCAUUCCACCCUCAUCGGCCAAUUCUUGGAUGUGCUGCACGAGGUGAUCAACAUAUCAACUUGUUCACUUGCGAGAAAUCGGAGUCUCUGCACCCAAGCUAG